This is a messenger RNA of Python bivittatus (Burmese python), 2746 nucleotides long. RefSeq names its product MDM2 proto-oncogene (gene MDM2). Gene Ontology annotation, biological process: regulation of cell cycle; regulation of gene expression; negative regulation of apoptotic process. The record is from RefSeq and is a predicted model, not a curated record. NCBI's taxonomy places the organism in Eukaryota, Metazoa, Chordata, Lepidosauria, Squamata, Pythonidae. Gene Ontology annotation, cellular component: nucleus. Gene Ontology annotation, molecular function: identical protein binding; ubiquitin protein ligase activity; p53 binding.
GCAAGGGCGCGGGUAGUGGAGCAGCCCGGGAGUUGGGCGGGAAAAGGGAUUUCUCUUCCAGGUUCCCAGGAAGGCGCGUCCAGUGUGGCGGGAUCGUUGGGAAAAGGCGAAGGGCCGCGGCUUCUCUCCGUUCCCGUCCCUCCUCCCCUGUUGUUGACUCAGCGUCUCUCUCGAGUCAUGCUCGGACAUGCCGGGCCGCUCUUUUUGGAGGAGUGAAGCCCAAACAUGCCCGUAAACGCGCUCCCAUGCGCCGCUAUUUAUACUCGGCCCUUGCGAGGUUACGGGCGGGCAGUUGCGUGGCGCUUGGAGUUGCGACUCUCGUAGCUGCGGAUCCCCUCAGGCAGGCAAAUGUGCAAUACUAAAAUGGCUUCUGCGACCGACCAGCCCGCGGCUGGCACAUCUGCCAUUGGCCGCUCGGAUCAAGAAGCGCUGAUUAAGCCCAAGCCACUGCUUUUGAAAAUUCUACAGCUUGCUGGUGCAGAAAAGGAUACUUUUACCAUGAAGGAGAUUUUGUUCUAUAUUGGUCAAUAUAUUAUGUCUAAACGUCUAUAUGAUGAAAAGCAACAGCAUAUUGUCCACUGUGCAAAUGACCUUCUGGGCGAUCUGUUUGGAGUACAGAGUUUUUCUAUAAAAGAACGCAGGCAAUUAUAUUCGAUGAUUUCCAAACACCUGGUAACAGCCAGCCAGCAAGACUCUAAUAAUGUUAACACAGCUGUGAAUCAGUCCAGGUGCCAGGUAGAAAAUGGAAACGUUCUAAAGGAAACAAUACAAGAAGCAAAUGAAGCGACUACUUCCCGAAGAACAUACAGUGAAACAGAAGACAGUGUUUCAGAAGAUAUGAAUUAUGAAAGACAAAGAAAAAGGCACAAAUCAGACAGUAUUUCCCUUACGUUUGAUGAAAGUCUUAAAUGGUGUUUAGUACAUUGUGAACGAAGCAACAGCAGCAGUUCAAUAGAUUCUCCACCAAGUCCAGAUCAUGCCAGUUUAAGUGAAAACUCAGACUGGUUAGAUGAAGAUUCGGUUUCAGAUCAAUUCAGUGUAGAAUUUGAAGUUGAAUCUAUUUACUCAGAAGAUUAUAGUCCUAAUGAAGAAGGGCUUGAGCUAACAGAUGAGGAUGAUGAAGUAUAUCAAGUAACUAUAUAUCAGACUGAAGACAGUGAUAUGGAUUCAUUUGAUGGAGACCCUGAAAUUUCACUAGCUGAUUAUUGGAAAUGCUCAAAGUGCAAUGAAAUGAACCCGCCUCUUCCAUCUCAUUGCCCAAGAUGCUGGACUCUUCGGAAGGAUUGGCUCCCUGACAAAAAGACUGAGAUAUUCGAGAAGAGCAAACUUCUAAAUACCCCACCAUUAGAUCCUGAGGAGGGCUUUGAUGUUCCUGACUGUAAGAAAGGAAAAAUAAAUGAGGAUAAGGAAGAAGAAGAUGCAGAACAAAGCCCUGAAUCUCAGGAAAGUAUAUAUUCCCAGCCAUCUACAUCUAGCAGUGUGCAUUGCAGUAGCCAAGAAGACUAUAAAGAAUCCGAGAAAGAAGACACUGACGACAAAGAAGAAAGACUGGAACCUGGACAGCCUGUUUCCAGUGUAGAGCCUUGUGUCAUAUGCCAAACACGACCUAAAAAUGGUUGCAUAGUACAUGGAAGGACAGGACAUCUAAUGUCAUGUUUCAUAUGUGCAAAAAAAUUGAAGAAAAGGAACAAGCCUUGUCCAGUCUGUAGGCAGCCAAUUGAGGUGAUAUUGCUAACUUAUUUUUGCUAGCUGCAGUACAAACAGAACUGUUCCUAUAUGUAGAAUUACACAGAAUGCAGUUUGAAUGUUUACGUAAACAUGUUUAUCUUCCAAAAGAUCGAAACUUUUAAACAUUGCACUACAAUUGAUAGUGUGAUCAUAACAUUGUCUAAUUUUUUUUUGAAUUUUACCCAAACAGUAAGCAUGUGUAUACAUAAUGAUGUGCAAAGAGUGAUAUUUAGAAUUUAUUCUUUUAAAUAUCCUAGGGACCACAGAAAAAGAGUAUAUAUUCUAAAACUGAAAACUGCUGAUUUACUUAUCUAUGCUGAUCCAAAAUGUUAUAGGAAAAACUAUGUGUGAUGUAGAGCUUCAAGUUACCCCUUUCAGACACUCCUGAUAUAAUGGGAGUUGCUUAACAAUGAUUAAGCAGUCCUAAGUAUUUUCCAGGUUUCCUUUUGUCUAUAAUAUUUUCAUUGUACCUCACUAGUUAUUGGCUAAUAAGCAAAGAUUGUCUCAAAAAUGAGCUUAAAGCUGAUGUGAAGAAACUUGAUUAGUGUUAAAAACUAGUGCUGACAGAUCCCUUAACCCUGAUUCAAACAAGAAGCAGACAAUUGUUUUGGGCCUGGGCAAGGACUAGUUUACGACCUGUUCCUAAUGUCUGAAGAUCCCCAGCAUGGAAUCUCUACACCUUUAUCAGAGUGAACAUAGUGAAGUUUUGGAGGCCUACUCAAAUUGUGUUCUUUAGGCCAUGGUUACCAUAUCUGGUGGUGAAAUUAUAAAGGUCUACUUAAAUUUGUGCUGUGAUCAAAUACUAUGGGAAAGAAUUUUGUUAAAAGGGUUUUUAAACGAACUGUAAUUCUAAAAGCCACUGAAAUAAGAUUUAGCAUUCUAAGCACUUGUCCAUUACAGUAAUACAUUCACAGUGAGCAAAUAAUAUUGUACCAUAUAUGAAUUGCAAAUUAUCAUUUACCAAUAAAUUUUACCAACAGGCAGUCCAUCUUUGCCUUUGCUUACCUUCCAUAUUUUA